AUGACGGUGCAGGAGAUCCGGCUGGUGCUGAUGAUCGAGGACCCGCGCGAGGCGGAGAGGCGGCGGCAGAUGGGCAUCGAGAAUGAAAGCGGGUGCUCGCGCGACGAGAUCGCUGACGCGUUUCUUGAGGACCGCGUACCAGCAGACCGCAUGGUGCUGCGCAAGCUGGCGCAGGACAUGCGCGACUGGCCACGCCUACGAGAGGAGCCAGCACCCGAGGAGGCAGUGGGGGCAGGUGGGCAGCGCACGUCUCCCUACGCGCAGAUCACCGACGUGGGACUGCAGGGCGGCGCCCAGGCCAACCGCCCUCCCGCCGCCUACUCAGCGUCCGCCACGGCAGCAUCCGCCACGUCAGCAGGCGGAUCGUCUGCGAGCCAAUGGGACGCGGUGGUGGAGCGAGUUGAGAAGGCGGCAGAGAAGCAGGCGGAGGAGGAGAAGGACCUCGGCAGCAAAGUGCCUCCCUGGGUGGUGCGUGCUUCUCCCUCUUGCUCUCCAAGCCUUGAGUCCUAUGCUUCCUUCCUCUGCAUCGCGCCCAGCAUUCCCUGCUUCCUUACCUAA
Molecule: messenger RNA, 558 nt
Organism: Closterium sp. Yama58-4
Lineage: Eukaryota; Viridiplantae; Streptophyta; Zygnematophyceae; Desmidiales; Closteriaceae
Source: the annotation of a GenBank genome assembly